AUGGAUCCUCUUACCAAGUUACGCAAGCGUCUCAGCUUGGUCACAAGAAGAAAUUCAACUGCAACUAAGAAUCUCGCCGGCAAGCGACAAAGUCGAGCUAUUUCUACCACCUCGGAAGUCGCGUCCGCCCAACCUGCAACCAACAUCCCAACUCAAGAAGUUCGCGUUACCACCCCAACAACCGUUCCUCCAAGAGCAAGUUUGAUCGAUCUCGCUAAGACAAUCACGGAAGAGACAGAGAAAUUGGAGAGAUACAUGAAGGAAAGUGGAAGUGCGGCACCAUCUUUUGACGUUGACGUCCCUCUUGCCUUUCCCAACUUGCCAGAGGAAAUCAAGAAGGCUAGAGAAAAUGUCGUUAGAGCUACGAAGGAAUUGGGUGACUUGGUUACCGGACCAAAAGAAAGUAUUCGGUGGAUGGCUUGGAACGUAAGUUCAAUAGAUCAAGCUAUGGGAUUUGUGACAUUUACUGAUCUUCCGUCCAGUUCAACGACCAGCUUUCACUUCAAGCAAUAAACCAUUACAAGAUUGGUAAGAAGGAUACUCUUUUUGUACUACAAAACACUAAUUUUAUAUAGCGAAAGCAUUCCCAAUCCAUGAGACAGCUACAUAUGCUGAGAUUGCCGAGAAGGUCGGAUUGGAUGAGGUGAACGUUCGUCGAUUCAUGCGGCAUGCAAUGACGAACCGAAUCUUCCGAGAGGUCAAUCCUGACGUUGUGGCACAUACAGCUGCAAGUAGGGUUCUGGCUGAGGAUGAUGCUAUGGGUGAUUGGGUUGGCUUCACUACCGACGAUAUCUUCCCUGUAAGUAAGACUGCGAUCAAUUGGCAACCGAUAUCUCGGUAUCACUUUCUCACUCAACCCCUUUUUGGGGACCACAUCGGGCAUAAUGGUACCGAGUAACCUUUUCUUAAGCAUUGCAAACUGACUUGUUUGAUAAUCAUAGGCCGCCUCAAAAGUCAUCUCAGCCCUCACUGAACAUCCCUCUGCCUCUGAGCCAACACAAGCUGGUUUCCAAGCCGCAAAUGGCACCACUAAUAUUGAGCCAAUGUUCGUAACAUUUGGCAAAGACCCACUCCGAGCAAAGCGAAUGGGCGGAGCCAUGACAUCUCUCACCGGUGGCGAAGGCUAUGAAAUCUCCUACCUCCUCAAGAACUACAAUUGGGCAUCGCUCAAUGAACACCAUGCCACAAUCGUCGACCUAGGCGGUUCUCACGGCUUCGUUUGUCGCGCGCUCGCAGAACACUACCCCAACCUAAAAUUCAUAGUUCAAGACCUCCAAAAGACAAUCGACUCAGCACCGAAACUCAAAGAGCCCCUCGCUUCAAGAAUCAAAUACCAAUCGCAUGACUUCUUCACCACUCAACCCGUAAAGGACGCUGAUGUCUAUUUCUUCCGCUGGAUCUUUCAUAAUCAUUCUGACAAGUAUGCUGCGAAGAUCUUGAAGAGUUUGAUUCCGGCAAUGAAGAAGGGUGCCAAGGUUCUGAUUAAUGAUCAUUGCCUAAGAGAUGGAUUCGGAAAGGAGACAUUUUGGGAUGAGAAGAUUAUUCGGACUAUGGAUUUGGUGAUGCUGACGUUGCUCAAUGCGACGGAGAGAAGUGAAGGCCAGUAUGAGAAGUUGUUUGAGAGUGUGGAGGGAUUUAGGUUCGGGGGUGUUAGGAGAGUUGAGGGAUGUAGAAUGAGUGUUGUUGAGGCUGUGUGGGACGGAGAGGAUUAUGGUGGUGAGAUAGCAAAGGUUACCGAGUGAGAACCCGAUUUGGUGGUUCUAGAUGACCUGGAUAAUGGUUGUUCCCUUGGGGUGUAGUGGAUGAUUACGGAUUGUCGACAUCAUCGUGUAUGUCCUUAGAGGCUAGGUACUUCUAGUUAGCAGGGUA
Molecule: messenger RNA, 1869 nt
Organism: Hymenoscyphus albidus
Lineage: Eukaryota; Fungi; Ascomycota; Leotiomycetes; Helotiales; Helotiaceae
Source: the annotation of a GenBank genome assembly